Messenger RNA from Botrytis sinoallii, 1890 nucleotides. RefSeq lists its product as uncharacterized. NCBI's taxonomy places the organism in Eukaryota, Fungi, Ascomycota, Leotiomycetes, Helotiales, Sclerotiniaceae. Bases 1 to 1890 code for a protein of 629 amino acids. The transcript has 8 exons. The record is from RefSeq and is a predicted model, not a curated record.
AUGACAUCUCAACUUCCUGGUGAUAUUUUGGGUCCCAACAUAGCAGUUGCUACAGGGUUACCGCCACGCCAUAAAAUCAUUGUCGCUAUAGAUUUUGGAACUACAUUUCUGGUGUGUAUUAUUUAUGGCCUUAGCACCCAAGAAAUUGGCGAUGAACUUAGCAUUGUGCCUCUUUGCUCCCAUCACAAAACCGAAAAGCAGAAGAUCCCAUCCAGGAUUGCAUAUGCGAGAGAAAAUCCAAGCCUCCUUAAAUCAGACAAAUGGGGCUUCGACGUGGGACCAAAACUGAUGUCAUGUUCUUGGACGAAGCUCCUUCUAGACAAGAAUGCUGUCUUUGGCGAGGACGACGAUAUAAUCUCAAAGAUAGUCAUCGAUGAAGGAAUGAUGCACUUGCCACCACACCGAGACUGCAAAGGUGUCUGCGAGGACUUUCUCCAUGAGUUGUAUGUUGCCUUUGCUGGACAUGUCGAAAGAACGCUUGGAGUGGACGCCUUCAGAAUGUCGCCAAUAGACUGCUGGAUUAGUUUGCCAGCCAUCUGGUCUGAUGAGGCAAAGCAUGCCACCUUGGACGCUGCCAGGAAGGCUGGAUUUGCAGCAAACCCAAUGGAUGAGGUACACACAAUUGCGGAACCGGAAGCGGCAGCGAUUGCAACUUUGAGAGAGCUAGCUGCACCAGGAACUCUCAAUGCUGUGCAGCGCGGUGAUAAUGUCUUGAUAUGUGAUUGCGGGGGAGGAACUGUCGAUAUUACCACAUACACAGUCACUUCGGUUGCGCCGAAGUUGACUUUUGAAGAACUUUGCGUUGGAACUGGUCAGGACAUCCACUCACUAGGAAGGUCAAUCGGUCAUCUAGGCCCUCUCUUGUACAAGGAAUGGCAUCUACUUUGCAGCGAAGCACAGCUAAAUAUUGUUAUCAUAGGUGGAAAGUGUGGCUCUACCUAUAUUUAUCGUCACCUUCACGCUCUCUUAUCUGAUCGUUUCGGCAAUGCUUUCGACAGCAUCCCAUAUUCGAGAAAAGGUCCUGGAAGCGCUCUGAUGAACAAUUGGGAGGAGAUUAAGAAAUGCUUCGGUCUCGCCACUGAGAAUGCUAGCACCUUCGAACUAGGUCCGCUUUACCUUGAUUUGCCAAACAUGAAGUCCGUGUUCGAUCCAAUCGUCGAUCGGGUAAUCAAACAAGUUAAAAAGCAGGUCGACCAAGCAAAGCGCCAAAGAAAGGCAAAAAUCCAUCGCAUAGCUCUUGUGGGUGGAAUGGGAGCUUCAAAAUAUCUAUACAGCAGAUUAUUGUCGUGGUGUGCUUCAAAUGGACAUAUUGAGCUUCUAUGCCCUGAGAGCCCUGAUCUCGCAGUUUUAAGGGGUGCUGGAAUUCGGGCACUCGAAGGACUUGCGCCUCGCGUUAAGUACGUUCGUCGGCACUACGGCUUCCGAAUCAGUCGUGUCUUCCGGGAAUUUAUCGAUGAGGAAAAGCACGCAUACAUCGAUGAAUACUCGAAUCUAAAGUAUUGUGCAGGCCGAGCCAUAUGGUGUGUUUCAAAGGGCGAAGUGAUAACUGAAGGGUCGUUUCAUUCAGAAGGUUGUUCGUCCCCCUACAGCCCUGGAAAAGCCAUUAAUUCUACGGUUGAACUUUAUUCAUGCGAAGGAGAUCAACAACCUGAUAGGAUGGACGAUCCACGCGUCAAGAGCGUUGGCAAAAUACCUUACAACUUCCCCGCAGAUUUCAACUUCGGCAUGGACAGCAGGUCAAGAUUCAACCAGCGCCUUGACAGGAUGGUUCAUGAGUUCCAUUUUCAGAUCCAAGUUAUAUUUGGUGACAGAGGAGCCAAUCUGAAAUUCCGGCUCGCUGUUGGUGGUAGAGUGGUAUCCGACACUACCAUCGAAUUUCCUGAGCAUUGA